AUGUACCGCCAAGGUCACCUCGGCCUCGUGAAAUCCGAUAAGAAAGCCGCGAAGAUUUACCGGCGCGCCGUGGAGCUCGGCAACGUGGAGGCGAUGACAAACCUUGGGUUUUUGUACGAGCAUGGAAGUGGCGUCAAGCUGGACAAGAAGAAGGCGGAGGAGCUGUAUCGCACAGCCACAGAUCGGGGCUCUGCGCUCGCGCAAUACAAUUUAGGGCUUCUACUUUAUUCCGAGAAGAAAUUUGAAGAAGCGUUGCGGUACUUUGCGCUCGCGGCGGAUCAAGGCUUUAACUUGGCAGAGAACAGCAUUGGCCUUUGUUACAGGCUCGGAAGAGGCACGGAAGUCGACCUCGGCAAAGCCAGAAACUGGUACGAGCGCGCCGCUGCCAAGGGCAACGAGAAAGCUAUAGAGAACCUCGCGCGCCUCGACGCGCGAGUGCCGGAAGCAAUUUCGUUUUUGGGAGACGCGUACCGCUAUGGUGACUUCGGCCUUGUGAAAUCCGAUAAGAAAGCCGCGAAGAUCUACCGUCGCGCCGUGGAGCUUGGGGACGUAGAAGCAAUGGGACACCUUGCAAGAUUGUACAGUGACGGAAGUGGCGUCAAACUGGACAAGAAGAAGGCGGAGCGGCUGUAUCGCACGGCCGCAGACCGGGGCGACGCAGACGCGCAAUGCAAUUUAGCGGCUUUACUUGAUUCUCAGAAGAAGUUUGAAGAAGCGUUCCGGUACUACGCGCUCGCGGCGGAUCAAGGCCAUACACGUGGAGAGCAUAACCUUGGCUGCUGUUACAUGGACGGAGAAGGCACGGAAGUCGACCUCGGCAAAGCCAGAUACUGGUUCGAGCGCGCCGCUGCCAAGGGCCACGAGAAAGCUAUACAGGCCCUCGCGCGCCUUGACGCGCGCACGUGUCCCCUCUGUCGUAUACCGUGCCCAACGACCCAUGCGGAAGCACUCGCGCAAGUUCGCCGCCAUGUGGAGAACGAGGUGCCGGAAGCAAUUACGUGUUUGGGAGACAUGUACCGCAAAGGUCAACUCGGCCUCGUGAAAUCCGAUAAGAAAGCCGCGAAGAUUUACCGGCGCGCCGUGGAGCUCGGAGAUGUGGACGCGAUCGUGAAUCUUGGGUUAUUGCACGAGACUGGACGUGGCGUCAAGCUGGACAAGAAGAAGGCGGAGCGGCUGUAUCGCGCGGCCGCGGACCGGGGACACGCGACCGCGCAAGACAAUUUAGGGAAUGUACUUCGCUCUGAGGAGAAAUUUGAAGAAGCGGUCCGGUACUUUGUGCUCGCGGCGGAUCAAGGCUAUACCAAUGCAGAGCAUAACCUUGGCUACUGUUACCACACUGGAAAAGGCACGGAAGUCGACCUCGGCAAAGCCAGAUACUGGUACGAGCGCGCCGCUGCCAAGGGCAACGAGACAGCUAUAAGGGGCCUCGCGCACCUCGAUGCGCGCGUAUAG
Messenger RNA from Aureococcus anophagefferens, 1452 nucleotides. RefSeq lists its product as hypothetical. The transcript is spliced from 3 exons. Bases 1 to 1452 code for a protein of 483 amino acids. Gene Ontology annotation, molecular function: protein binding. The record is from RefSeq and is a predicted model, not a curated record. Lineage: Eukaryota; Pelagophyceae; Pelagomonadales; Pelagomonadaceae.